AAGCCUCAGUGCACCCAACUCUUCCCGCGACAUGUUGUUUGGUAUUGGGCUUUGGUUUAUGGGAGUAUUGCAUGUACGCAAUCUGGUGUCUUCCAGACUUUUUUGUUCACGCUCUCCGCAUGUGCAGAAAAUAUUAGCGGCAAUGCUUACGGCCCCAUUCAAAUUGGACAUCAACAAUUUAGGGUAAUGUUUGACACCGGAGGAUUUACGCGGUGGCUUCCAUCGAGUCGGUCUGCGCCGCACUUGUUUUCAAGACGAAUAAAAUAUGACAAAAACUCCCCGACACGGAUUUCACUGGAGAGAGAAUACAGAACAAGCUACAGCGGUGAAAGAUACAGGGGAAACGUAGUAAUGGAUACUGUUUCAAUUGCUGGUAACCCCAUUGAGCAGUUUGCCUUCGUUGAAAUGAUCUACUCUUCGAUUUCUGUGGACACAAGCGAAGGGUUCGACGGAAUAAUUGGAAUGAGGAAACCUCAAGGAGAUCACAAACGAGGAGAUAUAUUCAAAAUUACUCUGACUGAUCAUCUCCUCGCCACGGGCAGCAUAGCAGAGGGCAUUUUCACUUUUAGGUUUUGCGGUCAAGCAGGUGUGCGUCGAUUUUCGUGGUUCGAAAAUGGAAACCUGAUUCUCGGUGGUGUACGUAAUGACUUUCACCAUUUGCCGAUUGUCUACGUUCCAACAUAUCAGUCCAAACAAUGGACGGUUUUCGUUGACAGCAUCGUCUAUGGAGAUGUAGUUCUCUGCAAACCCUGCCGUGCAAGAGUUGACACUGGGGCGUCAGUUACCCAUGCACCCGUGAGACCAGCAAACAUCCUUUUACAAAACUCUGUUGUGGAAGUAUAUGACGGUGGAGUGCUGCAUGUUCCCGUUCAAAGUCUUCCAUACCUUCUUCCGAUAAACAUAAACAUACGUUCCCACACGUUCACGUUACAACCACACCAGCUGGUGAGAGAGAUCAACGGUGUUUAUGCUUUCGGAAUGGAGGCUGUACAAAACGUCAACGAAAAUCAGUGGCUGUUCGGAAUAUCUUUUCUCCGCCAUUUCCACACAAUCUUUGAUCAACAAAGUAACCAGGUCGGCUUUGCCGCA
Opisthorchis viverrini is the source of this 1089-nucleotide messenger RNA. RefSeq lists its product as hypothetical. The record is from RefSeq and is a predicted model, not a curated record. The transcript has 6 exons. The annotation marks the transcript as partial. Lineage: Eukaryota; Metazoa; Platyhelminthes; Trematoda; Opisthorchiida; Opisthorchiidae. Gene Ontology annotation, biological process: proteolysis. Gene Ontology annotation, molecular function: aspartic-type endopeptidase activity.